Molecule: messenger RNA, 1065 nt
Organism: Aspergillus ruber CBS 135680
Lineage: Eukaryota; Fungi; Ascomycota; Eurotiomycetes; Eurotiales; Aspergillaceae
Product: sulfotransferase family protein
Exons: 2
Coding region: 98-985 (295 amino acids)
Source: RefSeq, a predicted model, not a curated record
AGAUUUCUGAUGAUCAUUCAGGUACUUAUCGCAGUCUAUAUCUUUUAUUUCCAAUUCUUUGCCAUUCAUUCUCAUCUCAGGCAUAAAUAUCGCAACUAUGCAGAGUUCACAAAUACAGAUCAACAUGCAUCAACCCAAUUCAUGGGUGUACUCGGACCUAAGGAUCAGGUUUCUGACCCUGAUCCUCCGGUCUGGCAUCAGUAUCUCCAGUCCGGAUCCCAAGGUCGACGCGCAACUCCAUAUGUCUUCAUCCGGCAUGUACCACGAAGGGACAGUCAAAGUCAUCGUGGCUGGCCUUCCCCGGACCGGCACGAUGAGCAUGAAGAAAGCCCUUGAGGAGCUUGGCUACAAAAACUGCUUCCACCUCGCCGAACCGCUGUACCAAUUCAAAAACCUCCGUCUAAGCGCCGACAUCGUCCACACAAAAGACACUACUCUCCGCCGCCGCAAACUCGCCCGUCUCCUCCACGGCCGCGAUGCCACCCUUGAAGUUCCCGGCAGCGCCUGUCUCCCCGACCUCCUCGAGAUGUACCCCGACGCGAAAGUCAUCCUCACGGAGCGCACCUCCGCGCGUGUCUGGCUGCAGUCGUGGCACGGUUUCGGCAUCGAUCUGCGCUCUGACUGCUUCCGCUGGAUUGGGUACUGGAUGCCUGGGGUGGUCUCGGCCAACGACCUCUACCGGGGUUGGAUGCGGUUGGCGUCUGAGCGGUUUGGGCUGGCUCCCGAGCCAUCGGAGGAGCUGUAUCAUGCGCACAAUAACUGGGUAAAGACAAUAGUGCGCCCCGAACGACUGUUGGUCUUCAAGUGUCAGGAUGGGUGGGGGCCGUUGUGCGAGUUUCUGGGGAGGCAGAGGCCGAAUCCAUUUCCGCAUGGAAACGAGGCCGGACAUCUGCGGUUCUAUAAACGGAUGGCGAUGGUCCUAGGGGCUAUGUCGUGGUUGGUUGUGUUAGUCAUUGCGUUUGUGCUUUCGACAAUAUGCCGGUAACAUUUUCUAUCUUUUACUUCUUGAUUUGUGGGCGUUCGGGGAUUAUACCAUGUACAUAGCAGUUUUCUUGUAAAGACCAG